Molecule: messenger RNA, 903 nt
Organism: Colletotrichum abscissum
Lineage: Eukaryota; Fungi; Ascomycota; Sordariomycetes; Glomerellales; Glomerellaceae
Exons: 3
Coding region: 1-903 (300 amino acids)
Cellular component (GO): cytoplasm
Source: RefSeq, a predicted model, not a curated record
AUGGCAAAGAAGACCGCACCGGCAGGAGCCCAGAACACCAAGCAGAAUGCUUUGGCUCUCAAGCGCUACCUUCCGCGCAAGCUUAGAGAAGCUGCCGAGGACGAAGCCGCAGUGGAGAAGGGAGUUGGACACGACCUGAUCAUCUACAGUUUUGAUCGCCCUACCGGCCAGUAUGGAUACACGCCCUUUUCGAUUCAACUGCGUCUUCGCCUGCGCCAUGCCGGUAUUCAGCACGUAGACCGCGCUGCCAACAUCUUCCAGGCACCCAAGUACCGGGUGCCCUAUGUCAAGCUUGCCGACUCGGACGAGCUUGUGGGCGAGUCCCAGUUUAUCAUCAAGCGUCUUGUGCAGACCGGCAAGCUCCAGGAUCUUAACAAGGAGCUCUCUCCCUCCGACCAGGCCAAGGAUGCCUGCAUCCGAGCUAUGCUGGAGGAUCGCGCUUACUUCCUCAUUUUGUACGAGAGAUGGCGCGGCCAGUACGAGAUGAUGUGGCACGACGGCCCCUUCUCCCACUUUGUUUGGGGCGCCAAGCAGAUCUCUACCCAGGCGGCUCGCGGCUACGUCAACUCGCAGCUGUGGUUCCAGGGUGUCGGCCGCUAUUCUGACGAAGAGGUUAAGGCCUUUGCCACCGACGUUAUCAUGUCCCUGAACGGCUUUUGCGAGACCUCGCUGUCGAAGCUGAGCCUCGAUUCGCGGGAGUCCCGAGAGCCCUUCUGGAUCCUGGGCGGACAGCGUCCAUCCGAGGCUGACUUCAUCGUCUACGGCAACCUCGCCACCGUCCUCGGCACCACUGUUAACCCCGUCCACGCUGCUCUCAUCCGUGAGAAGCCCGCCUUGGUAGAGUACAUGGGCCGCAUCCACGAGCGUUUCUUCUCCGAGUACAAGUCACCUGUUCACGCUUAA